AAGUGCUUGUAGCAUGUAAUUAUGUGCUGCGAUUAGUUUACCUUACGUUUUAAGGUAGUUUAACGUGAUUCUAUCGGUAGACUAUCGUCUCCUCGUGACGACGAUAAUUCCACGAGUGCGGGUGUCAAUAACGUUACAAUUCUAACCACCGCGCUUCUUUGUUGCUCUUUGUUUUGCUUGCUGACAAGCCUAUUCUUCAUUGUUUACUUCUUCAAUCAUGUAGUGGUCAAUUUCUUCCAAUGAUUGCCAAAGGUUGCCCGAAAUGCGACCAGCAGGUCCCUGUAGCAUGCAAAGCAUGUCCUUGUGGCCAUUCUUUCUUUAAUGCUAGAAAAACAGCAAAAGUCACUUCUAUUGCCAAUCCACAAGACGAUAUACGUCGACGCACGCAGCGCGUACGUCGAGAAAAACCAGAUUAUUAUGAUGCAUUGGAGUAUGAUAAGCAGGUCAAAAAGACAAAAACCAGGCACAGUGAAUGUGAUAAUGAUGAAGAUGGUAUAGCACGGCGUGAAUUAUCGAAACCAAAAAGAAAAAAGAUGAAAAAAGAGGAGGAUGAUGAUGAUGAUAUCAUGGCAAAUCUAAGCCCAGAAAAACACCUGCAGUGUUCAUUGAUUUUAGAAGAAUUAAACAGGAAAAUGCAGGUAGUCACAUGGAAACCUUCAGAUUAAGGUUGAACGUCAUCUUGAGAUAGUAUAGUUCUUAAAGAAGAUCUCAGUUGAUUCGCCAAUAUGUGAAAACAAUGUUUUAUAUUGUUUUCUACUCAUGGGUAAUGUGUCAUUUGUAGAAUUAAGUAAAGUAAUCAAUAAUGGUGUGCAAUUUACGAAUAAAAAGUCAUAACAUACAUUAAA
Messenger RNA from Dalotia coriaria, 845 nucleotides. Its product is annotated as UPF0547 protein C16orf87 homolog. The record is from RefSeq and is a predicted model, not a curated record. The coding region runs from base 240 to 665 and encodes 141 amino acids. NCBI's taxonomy places the organism in Eukaryota, Metazoa, Arthropoda, Insecta, Coleoptera, Staphylinidae. The transcript is spliced from 3 exons.